Messenger RNA from Lolium perenne, 2117 nucleotides. RefSeq lists its product as uncharacterized. The record is from RefSeq and is a predicted model, not a curated record. Lineage: Eukaryota; Viridiplantae; Streptophyta; Magnoliopsida; Poales; Poaceae.
UUUGUUGGUUUUUAGUAACCGAGGUCAUGUUGACACAAAAUCAACAACCUUGUUGAAGUGAUCAAUUUAAGAAGUUUAAGGUCUAUUUUAGACCAAAAAAUAGUUUUAGGACUAAAAGUGAACUCUUAGUAAAAUUGAAGGACGAAAAGUGGACUUUCUUCUUAUAUGGAGUACCUGUUUUUUCCAAUAUACUCCAUGAGAUUUUCCAUGUUUCGGACUUGUUUUGAGCAUUUUCGGACUUUCUAUGCGUGCUUUGGAGUUUGGAGCCCGAGCCUAACCCGGACAUCAUGCCUUGGGCCGGGCUACCCCGAGCCUAUUCUAAAUUCUAAAGAGCUCAAAUCAUCCGAAAAUUCUACGAAGUCUCUUUGGAUCAAAGAAGCGGGGAAAGGGAACAAUGAGUCAAUCAAUGAAGAUCUGCGCGCAUUAGGCACCACCGGCGCCGACACACGGCGCACGAGUAGUAAUCAGAACGCCGAAGGCAACGCUCUAUAUCUGCGUGUCCGUUAACGGUGGUACUUGCCGGCGGCGUGCUGGCGCGCGGGCAAUGCGGCUGCUCACAAGGUGUUCGAUGGAAUGCGGCGGUAAGCUGAAGUCAGUGUUGCGCACGAGUGUGGUCCUCCGCGCGCUCUCGCCGAGCCGGUCUGGUCGGCGCAGCGGCGCAAGACGUAUGCAUUUCUUGCCCGGUCCGGCCUCGGAGGACGAGCGAGAGUACGCCCCGCCGCCGCGUGGCUGGUACCCGGCCGCCUACGGCAGGCUGCUCCGGCUCGCGGGGUCGCUGCGGGGCGUCGAGGUCGCGGACGGCUACCUGCGGCACGCCGCCACGGGGUCCCUCGUCACCGACGCGCACGCCGUCGACCGGAUGGAGCACUUCGAGGCGCUCGCGGGCGAGUUCGCCGCGACCCGGCGCGGGCCGCCGCUCAAGGCGACGGCACUGAGCUCGCUGACCAAGGUGUGCGACGUGCUCGGCGUGUCGGCGCAGCGGAGGAAGAACGUGCGGCUCACCGUGUGCCCGCAGGUGACGCAGCACCACGUCUGGCGCGGCGCGCUCGAGGAGGUGCUCCGGGACCUCCGGGAAGACAUGGGCGCGCUGGAUGCCCCGUCCCCGGCGACCCAGAUGGCCGAACAGAUCGCGUCGGCCUGCGCCAGGUUCUUGUCGGACACCGCCGACGCGGCGACGUCCUCCUCGCCGUCAUGGAUGCGUCCGACGCCGUACAGGAAGCCCGCGCCGGCACGGGCCAAGACGUGGCAAGAAGUGCUGGACAUGUUCACAGACCUGGCAAAGUUCCUCGCGACUGACACGCGGCUGGCCGGACAUGCCCAGAAGGUGGAGGCCAUGAAGGAGGGGCUGUACCAGAUACACGACAUCAUCAUCGAGAGGUCCAUCGCCUUCAAGGAGGCGCGCCACCAGGACUGCCUGGUGCAGAGGAACCUGUCCAAGAACCUGGGCCACUCGUCCCGGGGCCUCUACACGCUGCUGCUCUUCUACCUCUACGGCACAGUCCGGGACAUCGAGGUGAAUAUCGGCAGGAGCCUGUCCGGGAAGGAUGGCAAGAAUGUCACCGUGCACGCAGUGAAAUUCCUCAUCAAUGGGGAUGAACUUGCGGUCCAGAGCGGCAUCAAGCAGCUGAGCCGCGCUCUCGGUGUCUUAAAGUUUGUUUGGGAGGCGGCAAAUACCGACAUUGUGACUACCGAGUACAGUGGCAAAGAUUUCGUCGUCAAGAAAGACAACAGUGUGAAGGGAGUGUUGAAGCUUCAAGGGCAUCUGUGGGGGCUUGGUGUUGAAGAGAAGGCAGUGACAUACAGAGGGAAUGUGUUCCAUGUGCAUCAGAUACGACUGCCCUGAUUUCCCAUAUUCGCAACAUCCUAUGUAAGUCAUCAAGCUUCUCAAGAUUAGCAGAAACCUGUAUUCAUUCAAAAUUGAUCAUACAAGGACACAACAGAUACAGGUAUAACCUGAAAUGCUACUCUCUUUCUUGAACAAAAAUGCUACAGUAUUUCUUUUCACUAGAUCUCGUUGCGUGAAUUUGUACAAGGACGAGGCAACUGUAUCCUGACUCCUGAGGGGAAGAUACAUACAGAAAGGGAGAAAAAGAAAAAAGAGGCCCCUUAGGUUCUAA